CGCCCAAUGGCUCACCAUCGUGAUCAUGUCGUGGAUCGCGCCUGUUGGGACAUCAUUCAGCACCUAAGCAACAUGCCGCUUUCAAUGCAACACCGUAUGGAGUGGACCCUCGCUUGUCAGCGCCUAGAGCAUCAUGCAAGUUGUAAUCUUCAGCUUUCACAAAAAUGUCUCUUUCGAUCCGUGCUCAAUGGCGUGUGUUGCCAAUACUUGAGAGAUGCUGCUGUUGCUGUCGUUGCUUGUGUGGAAGCUUCAGACCCACCAAGCCAUUGAUCUCAGAGUUCCUCGACAGUUGGUUAACGAUCGAACAGGGGCAAAGCCGCUAGAAAAAACGUUACCGGCGCCACCUGUCAGCCACAGCAUGGGCGUGCCGUGUUCGCAAGGAUAUAUAUUGCUUGGUAUCUCCAUAAGAGUUGCACAUGCAAUAAACCUGCCUUAUCAUCUGUUUCCACAGUAAUCAGUCUCUGGAUCAUGCAGCCACCAAUAUUGAUUCGAAUGCCACCAUGCCAUAUGCAUUGGUGAAACAAACUUUCGUACCACUCGAGAUAUGGAUUUCUGUAUGCUUUCUGUAGUGAUUGGGACGGCCCGUCUUUUCCCAUGAAUCUUGUGUUCUCUCAGGACACUGACAUGUAUGCGGGAGGAAACGUCAGUGUAGGUGAUCACCAAGAAUUGUCGUCUAGGAAUCUC
This is a messenger RNA of Periconia digitata, 684 nucleotides long. NCBI's taxonomy places the organism in Eukaryota, Fungi, Ascomycota, Dothideomycetes, Pleosporales, Periconiaceae. The record is from the annotation of a GenBank genome assembly.